Dujonia railenensis is the source of this 912-nucleotide messenger RNA. Lineage: Eukaryota; Fungi; Ascomycota; Pichiomycetes; Serinales; Debaryomycetaceae. The record is from the annotation of a GenBank genome assembly.
AUGGGGAUUACACCCAAGGAAGAUCAUUUGCGAAAAGGAUCGGACGUCUCUCCGUUGGAAGCUUUGGUAGCUGGUUCCAUGGCUGGAGCAGUCUCAAGAGCUAUAACUGCACCUUUGGACACCAUCAAAAUCAGGUUACAACUCCAAUCGCACACUAGCUAUAGUGAAUACAAGGGAGCUACUCAGACGUUGACGUCGUUGUUAAGAAAUGAAGGUGUAAAGGCUCUUUGGAAAGGUAACGUCCCCGCUGAAAUCUUGUACAUCUUUUACGGAGGAAUACAAUUUACAUCUUACUCUAUUUUCAGUAGAGCUUUAAGUGAACUAGAACAAAAUAAUAAAUACAAGGUAUCGUUGAGUCCGGCAGUUCAUUCAUUGGUAGUUGGAUCCGGAGCGGGUCUUACAAGUACCUUCUUUACGUACCCUUUUGAUUUGCUUAGGACUCGACUAGCUGCUAACUCUGAUAAGAAAUUUCUAUCUUUAUCAUCAACAGUAGUAGAUAUAUGGGAAAAGCAAGGAAUUCGAGGGUUUUUUGCAGGUUUCAGACCAACGGCUCUCUCAGUCGCUUCAACUACUGGGCUAAUGUUUUGGGCAUACUCCGAGGCAAGGGAGUUGUCUGCCAGAUAUAAAGAUAACAUACCAUUUAUAGAAGGUAUAUGUGGGUUCUUGGCCGGAGCUAUUUCAAAAGGAAUUACAUUUCCCUUAGAUACGCUUCGGAAAAGAAUGCAGAUGUACCACGUAAAUCAUGGAACUUCUCCUUCGUCUGCACUCAGGUUGUGUUCAUCCAUCAUAAGAAAUGAGGGCCUUUUCGGCUUUUACAAGGGAUAUGGAAUGAGUGUAUUGAAGACUGCUCCAACUAGUGCAUUGUCGCUCUUCAUGUAUGAAUACACUCUAACUUUCAUUAGAAGAAGCUAA